Fulvia fulva is the source of this 996-nucleotide messenger RNA. RefSeq lists its product as uncharacterized. The record is from RefSeq and is a predicted model, not a curated record. The coding region runs from base 1 to 996 and encodes 331 amino acids. The transcript has 3 exons. NCBI's taxonomy places the organism in Eukaryota, Fungi, Ascomycota, Dothideomycetes, Mycosphaerellales, Mycosphaerellaceae.
AUGUGCUGCCGCUGUGCAACCUUUUCCUUCUCCAUGUACACUCAAACCUCCUUACCCAGACCCUUCCUGCAAUCGCACCCAGGGACGGCCAUCAAAAUGGCAGCCACGGUCGGCGCAUCGCCCGAUCUCAAGAUGCAGGGUUUCGGCCCAGAUUGCGCAGUUGCCUCAGAAAAUGCGCCCGCGCCAGCAGUGGCAGCAGACAAGGCCGACACCAAGCCGAAGACAGAUCGACCGCGCAAGCGCCCUCUGUCACCACCGCACUCUUCGUCUUCGUGGCAGGCUUCAGAUUCGCAGCCAGCUCCGAAACGUGGUCGUGGGCGCCCCAGAAUCCACCCGCUUCACCACACGAUCGAGGUCAGAGCCCGGCAAAAAAGAGCAGACAUUGCAGACGGCGAUAUGACAGCUCGUGAUGGUGCACGCGCUGCUGUGCGUCACACUGCGCGCCAACCACGGUCGAUGUCGGAUCCAUACAAAGUGCUUGGCCUCAAGUGCUGCGAGACUGAUCCAGCCUUGAUCCACGCGGCCUACAUCAAAGCGCAGAUGAGCUGCGGCGAUAUGCUACCAGGCCCACUUCAGCUGAGCGAUGAUCCAGACUCGGCAGGUCAUCAGAGGCUGACCAUGGUAUCCGACGCGAACGUGAUCUUGGAGAGCAGGAGAAUGAAAACGUUACUCGACAAGUGCCUCAAUCACCACUACAAGAAGCACACAGCCUCCGCCAUUGACAUCCUCGACAUCGCCAUUAGUCUUGUGCGAUCUCCACCGACUGAGCAGGAAGUCGAGCAGGCUUACAUCGACCGCAUGGCCGAGUGGAGUGGGCUCGAAAAGGUUGCAGGGGUGGUCAUCAGGAUGUUCAAGGCCGCGAGGGAGACUGUUCUGAGGGAUCUGAAGCAGGCGCAGGAGGAGCAAGAGAAGCAGAGUCGCCGGGCGCUUGUGGAGCGACGUGACUCGGUCAUGUCAGAUGCAGAUGCUUUGGGUGAUGAAGUGGGAGAGCUGUGA